AUGGCACAAUCUGUCGACAACUUACCGUCCGUUCGGAACAACGCCCCUGCUACGGCCGCAGUAGAGGCAUGUCUUGCCGCCCAGGGGGCGCUCGGCGCGGACCUCGUUCUCCUUGCCCCCGUCGACCAGGCCAUCGUGGACGUGAACUGGUCCGAGACGUGCCGGGCCGCACCGUCGUGUGUCAUCCAACCCACCUCGGCCCAGAUCGUGUCGGCAGUCCUCCAGAUCAUAUGGCAGUUCCAGGUCCUGUUCGCGAUCCGUAGCGGGGGCCACUCACCCAACCCGGGCUGGGCGAGCAUCGGCGAGCCGGGCAUCUUGCUGGACAUGUCGCGUCUGGACACGGUCAGCAUCAGUGCCGAUGCCUCCGUGGUGUCCGUCGGGCCCGGCCAGCAAUGGGGCAAGGUUGUCGAAGCCUUGAGCCCCCACAACGUUACUGUCGUUGGUGGAAGGCUGCCCAGCCUUGGGGUGGGAGGCCUGCUACUUGGCGGCGGUUUCUCCUUCUUCUCGGGCGAGUAUGGUCUUGCCGCGGACAACUUGCGUAGCGCAGAGGUUGUAUUGGGCAACGGCACUAUUGUCGAGGCAAGUGCCCAGGUGAAUCCGGACCUAUUCUGGGCCCUGAAGGGCGGUGGUCCGAACUUUGGCAUCGUCACACGCUUUGACUUGGUCACGAUCCCCAUUCAAAGGGUGUACGCCGAAGUUGUGGUCUACGCCCCAGCAGAAACACACACAUUUCUGCGCGCCCUGGCCGCCUGGCAGCUGGGCGCCGGGGCCUCAGACCUUCGAGCCACAGUCCUCGCCGUUUCGUCCCUAGGCGGCACCACGUUAGCAUUUAUUUAUUCACAGCCUGUCGCUGCGAGGCCGGACACCUUCGCGGCCUUUGCUGAUAUCCCCGUACUCGCCACAGCUUUGCCGCCAACUAAUCUCGCGGUGCUGGAACUGAUGCAAGUUGGGGCCGGGCAGGUGAAUGAGGCGGCCCAACGCCAUGACUACCGUGCCGUUUCCACGCAGAUCGACGGAGAUCUGUACGUUGGAAUGUUCGACUUUUGGGCGGAGCGCGCUGCUGAUGUUCACAGCAAGACGGUCGCGAACCAGUCGUUUGUGAUUCAACCCAUCACCUCGAACCUGGCUCAGAAGGGUCUAGAGAAUGGCGGCAACCCCUUGAGUUUGGAUCCGUCCGGCAUGUCCUGGUGGACUACUCUCAUCGACUGGGAGCAUGCGGCCGACGACGAUGUCGUGCGCAGCGUGUCUAUUGCCACGACGGAAGAGUGGAAGAAGCGGUCGAAUAUAGGGUUGGAGUACAUGAACGACUGCUCGCGGGAUCAAGAUCCACUGGCGAGUUAUGGAUCUGAGAGUGUUGCGAAGGUGUGCGACGUCUCGCAGAAGUAUGAUCCUGACAAGGUGUUUCAAAAGUUACAGCAGGAUGGGUUCUUGUUGAAGAAGCUUGGGGUGUGCUAG
Molecule: messenger RNA, 1455 nt
Organism: Chaetomium fimeti
Lineage: Eukaryota; Fungi; Ascomycota; Sordariomycetes; Sordariales; Chaetomiaceae
Exons: 5
Coding region: 1-1455 (484 amino acids)
Molecular function (GO): FAD binding
Source: RefSeq, a predicted model, not a curated record